GAACUAUUCUACUCACAAGAGUUUCAACUCACAGGAUAUUGGUUAGCGUGUGGACACGAGCUCAUUUUUAGUAUAGCUAUUAUUAUUAUUAUUAUUAUUAUUUGCCAAUACCAGGAUUACAAUGAUUCGCAGAUCCAGGAUCAGUGUACGGCCUAAUGUGCGGCCUGGCAACAGAUCAGCAACUACUUCUCAGGACACAUCCCAGAAGAAUCAAAGCUUUUCUUUACAGUCUUCUGUGGGCUUAGAACUGACUGAACCAGCACCAGAACAUCCUUUGUUUACUGAAGCAGGCAAAAGUUACACAGAGCACCCCGAGACAGCUGCCUCUUGCCAGAUUGACGUAUCUCAAAGCAGAGAGCAAUUCUCGGGACCUCAGUUGAAGGAAGAACUACCCAGUCUCAGCCUGUCCAAGCCACAUUCUGCUGCUUUCACAGAAAUUACGCAUGACAAAACCACCUCCGCUCAAUCUCCUUCUUCUAACAGAUGCACUCUCCCUUCACAUAAGCGUGCAACUUCAGUCAAAUUCUCCCCCCCCAGAGUUACCAUCAAUACAGAUGAAACCACUCCUUCAACAGCCUUUGUGCAAGCGAAGGCAAACUCCAAAGCCCCACAGAAGCCUAUGGUCCGACAGAGCUCCACUGCUGUCCCUAAACAGUGCAGAUCAAGGCAGAGAGAGGACAUCCAUAUUCAGCAGCAGCCAAAUAUUAUGUCUCUUAACAAGGAGAACACAGAGAUUCUGGAGUCAAAUACUGAGGAAGAGAGGGCACUGAAAGUGUCAAGUUUACAGCCAGAUUCCCUUUUAGGUAUGGAUGAUUCUAAGGUUUCAGAGGUUGAGCCAGCAUCUUCCUCAGAGCAAGACAUGACUCUUACCUCAGAGAAAGUUAGAUCCAAAUGGACUAAUAAGGACUCAUCUGCUAUGCGACCACAAGGCCUAAAUGACCCUGCUGAUCGAAUCCGGUUGGGGAAAGCUCAGAAACUGCGGGAACUGCUGAAGCUAGAGAUUUAUAAGGAGCGGAGCCAGAAGUCCUUACUGGAGAAAACAAAAAGGAUACAGUAUGAAACUCUGAAAGACCACAGCAAGAUGACUAUGAGAGAGCUUAUCUACUAUCUGCCAAAAACCAACCCAAUGAAAUCAUUUCAGGAAAAGGACCAGCAUAGCAAUGAAACCAUCCUCUCUUCACCAGAUCCUUCUGAAGUCUCAGAGGAGAUACCUGCCCAGCGGGAACAGCAUAUUCAAUCGCAACAUCAUGUUGAAGAACAGGCCCAUGAGGAAGAUUUGUCAGAAUCUGAUUCCAACGAACCACUGCUGGUACCCCAGGUGAAGGUAGCAGAGGAUGGUUCACUGAUCAUCGAUGAGGAGAGUUUGACAGUAGAGGUACUUCGUAACAAGGGACCAAAUCUUUCUGAGGACCGAGACCCUAUCUUUGAGCGUGGCUCAACAACUACGUACUCCAGUUUUCGUAAGGGCAGCUAUACAAAGCCCUGGUCAAGUCAAGAGACGGAUAUGUUCUUCCUUGCCAUUAGUAUGGUAGGCACAGACUUUUCAAUGAUUGGCUCAAUGUUUCCACACCGAGCUCGCUCUGAGAUUAAGAACAAAUUCAAGAAAGAAGAGCGUGCCAAUGCCUGGAGGAUAGACAAAGCCUUCCGAGAGAAACGGCGUUUGGAUCUGGAUUUUUUCACAGAGCUGCUUGAAAAGAUCUUGGCUGAUGAAGAAAGAAGGAAAACAAAUAAAGUAAAACCUUCUAUGGGAGCUAGAGUGCAGCAGAAGAAAGACAAGAAAAAAAGAGUGAGAAAGCCCUUGAAGGCUGUCUCAGAUACGGAAGAUUCUACAGAGGAAGAUUCAAUUGGUGAUUUUACAGAGGGAGAAAAAGAAAAUGAGCACAAUGUCAAUGAGCAUGGAACAAGUGAUGGCAAAAACAGCAGAAACAGUAGAGAGGGAGGUGAUUUUUAUCCAGUGAUGGAUAGACAAGCAACACCCGACACAGAUUACAAUGAGGCAGCUACUGGAAGACUAGCUGCUGAUGAGAACUCACAGAGUGAUAGAAGGGACUCAGAGAUGAGGCACGCUUCCCUGGUCGGUGACCUCCAACAGAGAACAAAGCCUAAACUUCCUCUGAGAGCCUCUGGGAAGGCUGGACAAAAUGCUCCAAUUGGAGAUUGUGCCACUGAGGAGAGUGAGGGAGCCUCUUCCCAGUUGACCAGGAGAUCUGAGACAUCUCCAACUUCAAGAACAAGAAAGAGCAAUAAAGAGGGUGUAGAAGUAAAUGAAUUGCCCAACAAUCCCACCAGGUUGAAGAGGACACUGAAACGACCUCAACCACACGUCCCAAAAGAGAGGUCCGUGGAAACAAAAGGUCACACACACUCACACUCAAAUGAUUAUCCUCCUGAUAUUGCGAGUCAGAGUAAACCAGUGGCAAUUGUGCGUGGCAGACGGAAAAAACGGACUGGUCUUGUCACAAUUCGAGCAUCAGCCUCUGAAGAGGACAUGGAAGUACAAGAAACAGAUAUACAAGAGCCUGGAAUUCUACAAGAUUGCUAUCCCACAAAUCCUGAAGACCAGAACCAAGUGCCUGCUUUUGUGCCUCUGGGUCUUCGAUCUCCUUCGCUUGUAAAUGUAGUGGUUGAGGAAGCUAUUGAGGAGGAUGUUGUUGACUUCAUUGCUCCAGAGAACAUUGAAGCAUCUGAGGAAAGUUAUAAGGAGGCAGCCCAAACCCUGCUGACCAUUGGGAACCCAGGUCAUGUAAGACAGAUGAACUGUGCACCUAAUUCCGCUCAGGAACAGUCCACUAGUACACAUGCAGACCAUAGAGGAACAGAUGUUUCUUCAGAGUCUGAGACUCCUGUCCAUGGAGCCUCAUUUACUGGCAGAAAUUCAAGACCGGGAGUUGAGGUCUCAACAGAUGUGUCUCAGCUGGCAGAAACUAACUCCGAGGAGCCAAUAUUCAUCAUCUCCCUGACUGAAAUAUCACCAUCCUUCAUAGAAACACUUCCCCCUGACACUGACCCCCCCCUUUCCCACACUGAGCUACUCCUAUGUAAUCCAGAACCUCUCCCAUCUCUCACAGAAACUCUACCCUCUGAUGCAAAGACUCUUCCAUGUGUCACUGGCAUGCUUCCCUCAAAUGCAGAAUGUCUGCCAUCUUUUUCACAUAUGUGCUCAUCUUCCCAUGAGCCCUCCACAUCUCUUACAGAGCCCCAUAACUUGGAAAUUUUCCCUUCACUGAAAGAGCCCCCUCCUCCCAUUACAGAUAAUCCUCCCACUGUUGUAGGGCCUCUGUGUUGCGUCACAAAACCCAAUCCAAUGAUCGCACAAUUGAACACAAGGCUGGAAGUGCAAGGUAAUGGAGAUAUCAUUGAGACUGAUAGAAGAGCAGUGCCUCAUCUGAUGGUCACUGAUGUUCUGGUAUCUGUGCCAGAGGAAGGAGACAAGAAUAAACAACUUGAGUGCAAUAUAGACAUCUCAUCACCAAAUCUCACGCUAGAGACUUCAGACAUCCAUCCUGGCACGACACCGGUGCUAUCAGGUCUGUCUUCAAGACAGGUUUCAGCUAAGUGCAUCCAAGGAAAGACUCCUCCUGUUUCUCAAAUUUGCAAAACUGAUCAGUCAAGGUGUACACCUUCAUCUUGUGUGAACUUACGAGAAAGUAGAGUCAAAGACAUUCAGAAGCAGCCUGAGGGAGUCACAGUUGUUGAUUUGGAAGAAAUUGAGUCUUUAUAUGACACUACUCCUGUCAUGCCUAUUGCUAUUAAUAGCAGUGACAAACUUCAGACAGCUAUAGGAGUGGUGUCUCACUUGCUCAUUCCCAAUGCUCUCGUGGCUGUAUCAGAAGGACAAGAGGGAGGAGAGCAGAAAGAAGACUUGGACAACCAUUUUUCAAACAAAGAGGAUACAAAUUCCCAAUGUCUCAGUCCAGUUAACUCCGAUGGCAAAGAUGGCCUCUGCUCCUUUGCAAGUCAUCACAAUGAUACACAGGAACUUUCUAUAUUGGAUCCCAGAGGCCCCAUCAUAAGCCAUUUGGAAGUCCCAAAGGAUGAUACCGGAGUGGUUUCUCACAUGAUCGUCCCUGAUGCUUUGGUGCCUGUAUCAGCAGAAGUGGAGAAAAAACAUGUGCGGAAAGAGGACAAUUGCACUAAGAGGAUGAAACCUGAUAGUCUUGACACUGCAAGCUCAACUAAUGAAAAUGUUGCAAGGUCACCAGCACAGCUUGAUUCUGAUGGACAGAUUGAAGAGAGAUCCCCGCCAAAGAAAAGGAAGUUUCUUGGGGGUACAAGGAGAGCCAAGCUCCAAGUGAAACCAGCGUUGCCUGUACGGCGACUUUCCUCACAAAAUGCCUCAGCAGAAAAAUCUGCUCUACCACUUCCCUCAACUGGGAAUUUCCUUGGACGCUGCUCUGGGUCUGGCCAGACUAACAAGACACAAUUGCCAGAAUCAUCAUAUAAGCCCCCAUCAACGGCUAGUUUUGAGGAUGGAAAAGAAUCUUCAGUUGUCCAGCACACCACUCCACCAACAGUUACUCAUGCAAUGACCAGACCUGGAAGAAAACCAAAAGGCUUCCUCUCCUUCAUGUCCAGUAAGAAUGUGUCUGGGGUGACUGCUACAAGACCUACUCAAGUCAAAUCUAUACAAUCACAGAGGACGUGCAUACCAACAGCAACUGAACUAACUACAUGCAGUUCGACAAAUACAGCUAAUCUGACACCAAACAGAUCUACUUGUGGCACUGAAAGAGCUGUACCAAUCACCUCCUCCUGUCACACUCCUUCUUUGCAGAAUCCUGAGGUGAACUCAUCUGAAUCAAGACAGUCAGGCAUCAGGCAUCGCUCGGAGGAGCCCACAAAGAUAUCAGAGUACUUCCUCAGUAACAUCUUUACAGAAGUUGAGGAGCGGGACUGAGGGUUAAACUGAUAUCCAGCCUAGAUAAACAAGAGGUAACAACUGAAAGAAGAUGUUUGCUGAUGAAUGGAAAUUGUAGGGAUUAUUAAUGCAUGUCAAAGCUAACAGCCUGAAGAUACUCACACUCAAUGAUGUCUGUCCAGCAUUUAGCUGAGCUGAAAGUCAUACUAGUCUGAUUACUUGUUCCUGGUCUUGCCAGUAAUAAAUUGAAGAGUUAACUCCAAUCAGUAUGGUAUGAAACGUUGUGUAGAUCACUGAUUUUGUGUUGUAUCAGUCCAUGUCUAUCUGAGUGCCCGACUGUGCCAUUUUGGUUACUAAAUGCCAGUUUGUUUCAAUCUUAAUUUAAUAUAAUGGUCAAUCAGGCUGUCAUAAUUCCAUUUGGUGUUUGGGGAAAUGAAUGUAGAGGAAAAGAAUGAUGUGUGUUUGGAUGUUCUUCCUUCUUACAGGUACUGGCAACAGUAUGUGACAGUUUAUUUGUUCCGUUAUAAAUCAGUGUUAAUAUUUUCAGAUAAGGUGUCUGUGGUUCUUUUAUGCAUUUAAUGUAGUCAUCACAUAAUAUUUUUGACAUUAUUUUUAUAUAGUUGAAGUAGGCUACAGUUUAUUUUAUGUUUUUAUUUUAUUGCAUUCCCAUAAUAACCCCGGUGUACACUGCAAUAAUAAUGAUAAUUGAUGAUUAAAACAAA
Sardina pilchardus (European sardine) is the source of this 5580-nucleotide messenger RNA. RefSeq lists its product as uncharacterized. Gene Ontology annotation, cellular component: transcription factor TFIIIB complex. Gene Ontology annotation, biological process: RNA polymerase III preinitiation complex assembly. The record is from RefSeq and is a predicted model, not a curated record. Gene Ontology annotation, molecular function: TFIIIC-class transcription factor complex binding. The coding region runs from base 122 to 4897 and encodes 1591 amino acids. NCBI's taxonomy places the organism in Eukaryota, Metazoa, Chordata, Actinopteri, Clupeiformes, Clupeidae. The transcript has 30 exons.